Molecule: messenger RNA, 1779 nt
Organism: Acytostelium subglobosum LB1
Lineage: Eukaryota; Evosea; Eumycetozoa; Acytosteliales; Acytosteliaceae
Exons: 2
Coding region: 1-1779 (592 amino acids)
Biological process (GO): CTP biosynthetic process; pyrimidine nucleobase biosynthetic process
Cellular component (GO): cytoophidium; cytoplasm
Molecular function (GO): CTP synthase activity; identical protein binding
Source: RefSeq, a predicted model, not a curated record
AUGAAAUAUAUACUUGUAACUGGAGGUGUGCUCAGUGGCAUUGGUAAGGGUAUUAUCGCAAGUAGCACUGCUAUGAUUAUGAAGGCUAUGGGCCUGCGUGUUACAUCAAUCAAGAUAGACCCAUACUUAAACAUUGACGCUGGUACCAUGAGCCCAUUCGAGCACGGUGAGGUCUUUGUCCUGAACGACGGUGGUGAGGCCGACCUCGACCUCGGCAACUACGAGCGUUUCCUCGAUGCCAGUUUGAACCGCGACAACAACAUCACCACUGGCAAGAUAUACAACCUCGUCAUCGAGAAGGAGCGCAAGGGACUAUUCCUUGGACGUACUGUUCAAGUUGUUCCACAUAUUACAGAGGAGAUUCAAUCUUGGGUUGAGCGUGUGGCUCAUGUACCUGUGGACGGAACUGAGGGAACACCAGAUGUGUGCAUCAUUGAGCUCGGAGGUACGGUCGGUGAUAUCGAGUCGAUGCCUUUCAUCGAAGCCAUGCGUCAGUUCCAGUUCCGCGUCGGUGCCGAGAACUUCUGUUUGAUGCACGUGUCGCUCGUGCCAGUGAUUGGCGUCGUCGGCGAGCAAAAGACCAAGCCAACACAACAGACCGUUCGUGAGCUGCGCUCACUCGGUCUCAGCCCAGACCUGAUCAUGUGUCGCUCCAGCCAGCCACUCACACAAGACACCCAGAAGAAGAUCUCGCUGUUCUGCCACGUGGCGCCAGAGAACGUUAUUGGAGUGCACGACGUCAGCAACCUGUACCGUGUGCCCCUGCUUCUGUACCAACAGAACACCACCAACAUCAUCAUCAACCGCCUCAAGCUCACCCCAAAGGUCGACCUCCACCAGCAGGAGACUGGCUCCGCCAUGCACAAGGACCAGAGCGCACACCUCUUGGUCAACCAGUCGAUCCCAUACUGGCUCGACUCAUGGAAGGCCAUCGCCGACACAAUGGACCGCAUCAACAACGAGGGUGGUCCAGUUCGCAUUGCCAUGGUCGGCAAGUACACCGGUCUGACCGACUCGUACCUUUCCGUGAUCAAAUCGCUCGAGCACGCUUCCAUGAAGUUGAACCGCAAGACUGUCAUCGACUGGAUCGAGGCCUCUGAUCUGGAGCCCGCAAAGAGCGGCCUGACCGACUUCUCGUCGGAGAAGCACGACCGCGCUUGGGAGCUGAUCAAGAACUGCAACGGAGUUCUGGUUCCAGGUGGCUUUGGCGACCGUGGUAUCGAGGGUAUGAUCCUGGCGGCCAACUACGCCCGUAUCAACAACAAGCCAUACCUGGGUAUCUGUCUGGGAAUGCAGGUGGCCGUCAUCGAGUUUGCCAGAAACGUCGUCGGCUGGACCGGCGCCAACUCGGAGGAGUUUGGCAAGGGUACCAAGAACGUCGUGGUCUUCAUGCCCGAGGUGUCCAAGACACACAUGGGUGGCACCAUGCGUCUGGGCUCGCGUGACACCAUCUUCAACGACGUCGACUGCAAGAUUGCCAAGCUGUAUGGCGUCCAAAAGGUCGGCGACGCCGUCGAGGAGCGUCACCGUCAUCGUUACGAGGUCAACCCAGAGGUCAUUGACGAGAUCGACAAGAAGGGUCUACACUUUGUUGGUAAGGACACCACCAACGUCCGUAUGGAGAUCGUUGAGCUGAAGGAGCACGACUACUACGUCGGCGUCCAGUUCCACCCCGAGUUCAAGAGCAGACCACUUCGUCCAUCCCCACCAUUUGUCGGUUUGGUCCAAGCCUGUAUCGAUCAGCUCGCCAAGAAGUCAUCCACACCAACCAAGCAAUAA